Messenger RNA from Ceratitis capitata (Mediterranean fruit fly), 1048 nucleotides. RefSeq names its product lachesin (gene DIP-beta). The coding region runs from base 1 to 939 and encodes 312 amino acids. Lineage: Eukaryota; Metazoa; Arthropoda; Insecta; Diptera; Tephritidae. The record is from RefSeq and is a predicted model, not a curated record. Gene Ontology annotation, cellular component: neuron projection. The transcript is spliced from 7 exons.
AUGGCUCCGAGGCUGCUGGAGACAGCCGUACUCGAGGUGGUGAUACCACCAGAUAUCAUCAACGAGGAAACAUCCGGUGACAUGAUGGUUCCAGAAGGCGGUUCAGCGAAGCUGGUGUGUCGUGCGCGUGGACAUCCAAAGCCAAAAAUCACUUGGCGGCGCGAAGAUGGGCGUGAGAUUAUUGCGCGUAAUGGCGCUCAUCAGAAGACCAAAGCUCUGGCCGUUGAGGGUGAAAUGCUUGCGCUGACUAAGGUAACACGCAGCGAAAUGGGCGCCUAUAUGUGCAUCGCCUCGAAUGGUGUGCCGCCAUCGGUGAGCAAACGUAUGAAGCUGCAGGUGCAUUUUCAUCCAUUAGUACAAGUUCCCAAUCAAUUGGUCGGCGCGCCCGUUCUAACAGAUGUCACUUUGGUGUGCAACGUGGAGGCAUCACCGAAGGCCAUUAACUAUUGGCAACGAGAAAAUGGUGAAAUGAUUAUCGCCGGUGAUCGUUAUGUGCUCACCGAAAAGGAGAACAAUAUGUAUGCGAUUGAGAUGAUUUUGCAUAUAAAACGUUUGCAAACUAGUGACUUUGGUGGCUACAAAUGUAUUUCGAAGAACAGUAUUGGCGACACGGAGGGUACAAUACGAUUAUAUGAAAUGGAAAGGCCCGGCAAGAAAAAUCAAAGAGAAGAUGACAACGAAGUCACGAAAAACGAUAUAGCACUCAAAGACAAUCGCCACGAAGAUGGUUCACGCAAUCAAAAUGGGCGACUCUACAAAGAGCGAGGCAGCGAUGCGGAGCUGCAGAAUGGCUGCGAAACGCUGAGUAUACGUUGGAGUACAAUGUAUUUAUUGGCGUUAACGCUGCUGGUGACGCUUGCAACGACUGCAACAAAGACAACAAUAAUAACAGCAACAACUCCAACAGCGCUGAAAAGUCGAAGUGCAGGUAAUUUAUAGUUUUCAAACACAAAAAUACACAAAACAAAUACAUACGUACGCAACAUACAAAAACCAAUGCGAAGCAAGGAAAUAAUGUACACACAUAAUAACAAUACAUACAUACAAA